Messenger RNA from Paramecium pentaurelia, 579 nucleotides. The record is from the annotation of a GenBank genome assembly. NCBI's taxonomy places the organism in Eukaryota, Ciliophora, Oligohymenophorea, Peniculida, Parameciidae.
AAUGAGUUUGAGCUGGCUAGUAUCACCAUAACUUCAUAAAACCACAAAUGGCUAUUAUAUUAAUCAUGAUAACCUCAUGCUUGGUAAAUUUAUCCUAUUAUAAUUAGCUGGACCAUAAGAUAGAAGAAGAUUAAUAUUUUAUUUUAUUGCUAGUCAAACACCUGAAAAAAUCACUUAAGAAGAUCAUAAGAAAUUCAUCAAAGAAUAAACAAUAGAUGUCGACAUGAGAUCUGGCAUAUUUUCUUUUGGUGGUAUAUUCUUAGCUUUAGCAACAUUAAGAGAACAACAAAUGAUCACUUCCAGAAUUACAAGCAGACCCAUUUUAAAUGGAAUGUUCAUCUUAGGAGUUGGUAAUAUUGUCUUAUAUACUUAUAGGUUUGGUCUCAGCCGCAUUUUCUUUCAACUUGUCCAAAGUUUUGUUUGAACCACUUUUUGUAUAAAGAAAUCAAGUGUUGUAAGAAUUGGCUGAAAAGUAUAAUUUUUCAGUCUUUGAUUUUGCCCUUGCCAAGAAAGAAGCAAGAUUAAAAUAAUUAAGAGCAGAACUUACAAGCGAUAGUAGUAAUGCUGCUCAUUUCUGAA